Neodiprion virginianus is the source of this 3244-nucleotide messenger RNA. RefSeq names its product WW domain-containing adapter protein with coiled-coil homolog (gene wcy). Lineage: Eukaryota; Metazoa; Arthropoda; Insecta; Hymenoptera; Diprionidae. The record is from RefSeq and is a predicted model, not a curated record. Gene Ontology annotation, molecular function: RNA polymerase II complex binding; chromatin binding. The coding region runs from base 591 to 2138 and encodes 515 amino acids. Gene Ontology annotation, cellular component: nucleus. Gene Ontology annotation, biological process: positive regulation of TORC1 signaling; regulation of autophagy. The transcript is spliced from 11 exons.
GGAAAAAAAAAUGUAAAUUUUCCGUGAUGGAGCAAUAAUUUCGAUCUCCCAUUUCUACGCGAACUAUACGAAACGUUUCGAACCUUUAGUGAAAAAAAUAAACACUUUGCGAUUGUCUCGUGUUGUAGCAGGCUGAAAAAUAUCGGACAAAUCAUCUUCAAUUACCUCUGAAAACCCAUCAUAUUGAAGAAAACCGAUCAGUUUACUGGACUGUAAACAUAACCUCACUUUCGUUAAAAAAUCAAUAAUCCAGAUUUUCCCGUUGAUUAUUUAAGUCAAAAAACUGAUUCAUAUUAGACCGUUUCGACGAACGAGAGAUGAUUUAACGCCGUGUUAUCGCUAAAAAACGCUAAGUAUAGCAGUUCGAAGGGCGGCUAUUCAUCGUCGACAACGUCGUCGGACAGUCGAUACGAGGGGCGAAUGCGCGAUUCCCCAAAUGGUAACUCGUACAGUCCGGCAGGAGGCAUGGGGAUGGCGAUGGGAGCGGACCGCGAUAGCCCUCGUAGCUACCCAGCGAAACCUCUUUACAAAAAGGAGAGAGAAAACAGAGACUACAAGCUAUCCUCUAGGGACAAGUAUUCGGCCCUAACAUGCUUGCUUGCAUAUGUGUAGAUUGUGCACGAUCCCCGAAAGACAAGAGAAGCCGUGAAAGUAGGGACUCUGAGCACAGGACCAACCAUGAUAGGAGCGGCGCAGAGAUUUUACAUCCCUUAAAACUAUCGUCAAAUUCAUCACGAGAUUCGGCAUCUCAACGAAAACCAGCACAUAAUUCCUGUCAGGACAAACGGGGUGAUGAGCGAGGUGGUGGCGCCAUGGAGAGAACGGCUCGAUUUGGGGACUGGUCGGAGCACAUGAGCUCAUCUGGGAAAAAGUAUUACUACAAUUGCAAGACGGAAAUCUCGCAAUGGGAGAAACCCAGAGAAUGGAUCGUCCGGACAGACAGUCGGCAACGUCAAUCUAACGAUUAUUCAUCUAGGUCAAGUCAUGAUAAACAUUCCAACUCAAGAUCAAAUAGUAGCAGUAGCAACGUCCGGGACGGCAAGUCAUCGCGGCAGUCUGAUAAACGGGAGUAUUGGAGCUCGUGUGGCGGAAGUAGCGGUGGUAGUAGCAGGGAGGAUAUUUCAAUUAGAGAACGAGAACGUGACAAAGAACGAGAAAGGGAACGCGAAAGAGAAAGAGAAUCCUGCAGGGAAGAGGUGGGAGUGGAACGUCAGGCACAAGAUAUGGACAUCUCGCCGGGCGACUCCACACCCACCUCGGAACCCCUAACUUCUAGUACUCACGAUACACUGCCACAAGGGCCUGUACUCCUUGCAACUGCGUUACCUCGUCUGACUUCGCACCCACCGUCAACACCACAAACACCCGGAAAGCUUAGUUCACCGACUCAACAACAGGGAAACAGUAAUGCGCCGGGACCACCUGUUUCCCUCGUUAAUUUACCAAGGCUUUUGUCACAAAUCACUGGAAAUAAAGAACAGCCCGACAUCACCCCGCAAAAAGCACUCCAAACCAUACAAACAGCCAUCAUGCUCUCUCGCCAAAAAUUCACCAUUUUACAGCAGUCAGGUAGCAGCGAUAGAGGUAACGGUGGCAAUGAUGUGAUGGCUCCGUUGAAAGUCGACACUACAGGAAACGUAGCAAGUGAGGGACCACCCACUCCGACGCAUUCGGAAACGCAGGACUGUAUCGAUGCUCGAAAGUUGACAAGUCCUGGUGGGACAAAUCCUGGAGUACAAGGUGUCAGCUCUCUGCAAGGGUUGGGGACACUGGCGUCGUUAAGUAGUCUAGGAAACGGGGGAGGACUGCAAGCCUUGUCCAGGGUGCAGCCUCCGCUUACCCCUUCCCUCACACCCUCGCUAGCCAAUCAUUACCGAGAGGAUUUAACGCAGCACGUGCGUGCUUUUCCUGCUGACAACCUUGAGAAACAGGCACAAAAACUCAGCGAGGAAGCACACACAAUGGGUAGCCUGCAGUGUACACGAGUCUCAGCUGAGCUCAAAACAGCCCGGUCAAUAGUGAGGCUAACGGAAAUCCAGGCGACAUUACAGGAACAAAGGAUAUUAUUUCUCCGUCAGCAAAUUCAGACACUGGAAGAGUUAAAAUCCCAAAAUUCCUUUAUGUCCGACGAUUCUUAGUGUAAUGGACUUUAUAAUAUAAUAUAAUAUAAUACAAUAAUAAUAAUAAUAAUAAUAAUAAUAAUAAUUACACCCUAUAAUUAAUUGAAGCGAGAAAAAAAAUAAAAUAAAAAUAAUAAAACAUAAUUAUUAAUAUUCUCAUUAAUAUUGAAUAAUUAAGAUUGUACCUAAAUUAUAAUAAUAUCGUAAUAGAAGUGAUAUGAAUAUAGUAAUUGAUAUAACAGUCGGGCUGCUCGGAGAGGAUGAGACGCUUUGCGAGCUGUGUCGAUUGAUGAGUCUUGUUGUUGUUGUUGUUGUUGUUAUUAUUAUUAUUAUCAUUAUCAUCAUCAUCAUCAUCAUCAUCAUCAUUGCUAUUAUUAAUUAUUAAACAAAUUAUGAAUUCAAUCCUCUCUGAGAAGCACGUAAGGCCUACCCAACCACAAGAAAGAAAAAUAAUAAUAACAACAAUAGUAAUAAUAAUGAUAAUAAUAUACUAUUCAUCCGCCACACUCAAGUUAGUGAAAUGAGUUGAAUCUUCUAUAUCGGUCCAAUUCUAAAAAAAUGUACUAAAGCUUGCAUUACGAUGAUGUAGAAACACACACGCACAGGCACACAUCCCUUGUAUUUACCUUUGUUGUACGUGUCAAUGUUUCAUAUCCCAUAAGGAAAAUGCGGCAUUUUAACUAGUUGGAAAAAAACUAUAUAUAUAUAUAUAUAUAUAUAUAUAUAUAUAUACAUAAAUAUAUAUAUAUAUAUAAAAGGGGGAAACGUUUUGUUGUAAAUCUAGGAAUAAAAUUCAUGCCACAAUUUUUAAUCCAAUUCUUUAUACCACCAUUUUCUUAUAUUGACGAUCUAAGGUCUCUAGUUGCUGGUUUCAAAAGUAUCAGUUUGUUGUUGUUGUUAUCAUUAUUGUUGUUAUUAUUAUCGUCAUCGUCAUCAUUAUUAAGGCACGCAAGCAUCUUUAGCUCUUUUUGUUGUAAGAGACGUACUUUUGGUCGGUGUGAUUGUAAUUGUCCAGCCUUCGUACCUAUGCAGCAGCAAAGUUUUUCUAAGAAAUGAAUGGCAAACGAGAAAAAAAAAAAAACCAAAAAAAAACCUUUUAAAAAAAGUAAAAGAAAAAAAAAACC